Dromaius novaehollandiae (emu) is the source of this 1107-nucleotide messenger RNA. Its product is annotated as olfactory receptor 51G2-like. Gene Ontology annotation, molecular function: G protein-coupled receptor activity; olfactory receptor activity. Gene Ontology annotation, cellular component: plasma membrane. The record is from RefSeq and is a predicted model, not a curated record. NCBI's taxonomy places the organism in Eukaryota, Metazoa, Chordata, Aves, Casuariiformes, Dromaiidae. The transcript is spliced from 2 exons. Gene Ontology annotation, biological process: G protein-coupled receptor signaling pathway. The coding region runs from base 134 to 1072 and encodes 312 amino acids.
CACCCAUGAUGUGAAAUCAAGCUCUUGAACUGGAAAUUGGCAGGACACUUGCUUCAAAAGUGCUCUCCUGACCUAAUGAUGUGUUGGAUCUGAUAGUGGAACCUGGACAGGACAAAGAUGUUGCCUUAGGAAAAUGAGCAACAGCAGCUUCCUUAGACCUUCUACAUUGCUUCUAACCGGAAUGCCAGGAAUGGCAGGUGGGAACAUGUGGAUUGCUAUGCCUUUCUGCUGCAUGUACCUUAUUUCCAUCCUAGGCAAUAGCACGGUUCUCUUGGUCAUCAAGGCAGAGCGCAGCCUCCACAAGCCCAUGUACCUCUUCCUCUCCAUGUUGGCUGUGGCAGAGCUUGGGGUGUCUCUGUCUACGCUCCCCACGGUGCUGAGCGUGCUGCUCUUUGAUUCACGGGAGAUCGGGUUUGAUGCCUGCCUCACUCAGAUGUUCUUCAUUCACUGCUUUUCCAUCAUGGACUCAGGGGUGCUGUGGGCCAUGGCCUUUGACCGCUUCGUGGCCAUCUACAGCCCCCUGCAAUACGCGUCUGUCCUGACCAACCCACGGAUAGGCCUCAUUGGGCUGGGGCUCACCGUGAGGAGUGUGAGCGUCUCGAUCCCCUUGCCGAUACUUCUGAGGAGGCUGCCAUUCUGCAGAUCCCAUGUGCUGGCUCACUCCUUCUGUCUGCACCCCAACUUAAUCCAGCUGCCAUGUGCACACGUCGAGGUGAACAGCAUGUACGGCUUAUUUGCCCUGCUGGCCACAUUUGGGCUCGACUCCCUGUCUAUUGUGCUGUCUUAUGUCAUGAUCAUUAAGACUGUGCUGAGCAUUGCAUCCAAGAGAGAGCGCCUCAAGGCCCUAAACACCUGCGUCUCUCAUAUCUGUGCUGUGCUGAUUUAUUACAUCCCGAUGAUUGGCUUAUCCAUGGUGCACAGGUUUGGGAAACAUGCGUCUCCUCUGAUCCAUGUCCUCAUGGCCAAUAUCUACCUUCUUGUCCCCCCUGUGUUAAACCCCAUCAUUUACAGUGUGAAAACUAAACCGAUCCGCAGAGGUAUAUGCAAACUACUAACUCCAAAGUGGCACUGAUAUAAUACACGGCAUAUCCAAGAGAUUUUGCACGU